AUGCCAUCUUCAUCUUUGCAACAAGAAAAAUGCAAUCAUGGUGAUGAUACUAGAAAUAUUGUGUUAAAAAAAGGAACAUGGUCAAAGGAAGAGGAUCAAUUAUUAAGAGAAUACGUGACAAAAUAUGGAGUUGGAAAGUGGGAUUCCGUACGAAAGAAAACAAAACUUGUUCGAGAUGGAAAAAGUUGUCGUAUAAGAUGGUUAAAUCAUCUAAAUCCAAUUUUAAAAAAGUGCUCGUUCAAUGAAGAAGAAGGAAGAAAACUUAUUCAUCUCUAUAAUGAGUUAGGACCCAAAUGGUCUCAAAUGGUUUCACAGAGUUUAAAAAACUCUAGAAAGCACCUCAUUCCAGAAAGCAUAAACCAAGUUGAUGAGUUGAAUAACAAUGUUGGACAAAAUAAUGCCUCCCAAGAAGAAGAAACGGCUCUACCAAGAAUGGAAUUUGAUCAUCAAGUACAUACUCUACAUGGUAACUAUCUUCUUGAUCAAAAUUAUGGUGACAAAAAUAUCAACAACUUUCAACAAUUUUCAACGUUGGCUGAUGAUUCAAGUACUUGUAUCAACAAUCAUGCUGUCCCAACACUGGAUGAUAGGUCUCUUAGACUCCCAGCAUUUCCAUCAAGUAAUAUGCUUUUUGAUCAAGAUUUUCCUCCAAUUCCACAAUAUUAUCCAGACAAUCUAGAUAUGGAUUAUCCAUUUCCACAAGAAAUGCAUUCUAACCAGUAUCUUCAAAAUCCAGAUCUAUCAAAUCAGAUGCUUUUUGAUCAAGAUUUUCCUCCAAUUCCACAAUAUUAUUCAGACAAUCUAAAUAUGGAUUAUCCAUUUCCACAAGAAAUGCAUUCUAACCAGUAUCUUCAAAAUCCAGAUUUAUCAAAUCAGAUGCUUUUUGAUCAAGAUUUUCCUCCAAUUCCACAAGAAAUGCAUUCUAACCAGUAUCUUCAAAAUCCAGAUCUAUCAUCUGAGGAGCCUCAAUAUGAGAUCUUAGAACCUUGGUUGCUAUCUGAAUGCGUUCCUCUUUGGUGA
Messenger RNA from Lathyrus oleraceus (garden pea), 1020 nucleotides. RefSeq names its product MYB-like transcription factor EOBII. The transcript has 3 exons. The coding region runs from base 1 to 1020 and encodes 339 amino acids. NCBI's taxonomy places the organism in Eukaryota, Viridiplantae, Streptophyta, Magnoliopsida, Fabales, Fabaceae. The record is from RefSeq and is a predicted model, not a curated record.